This is a messenger RNA of Miscanthus lutarioriparius, 1026 nucleotides long. NCBI's taxonomy places the organism in Eukaryota, Viridiplantae, Streptophyta, Magnoliopsida, Poales, Poaceae. The record is from the annotation of a GenBank genome assembly.
AUGCUGGAGAGGAAGAUAGAAGGUGGUGUAACAGUGGAGAUGGUGGUGAAAGAAGUGUUCAUUAACACCGAUCCUUUUACAGGGGAGGUGGCUGGUGAACAUGUGGAUUCCAUUGCUACUGCCCUACCUGAAAGCGAGUCGCUGCAAGCCAGCAACCUUGUGGCUCAGGAGUUACAGGCGAUAGCGGAAGUUGCAAAUGUUGAUGAUGUUAUCAAUGCUGGUUUAACAGAAGACGUUAUAUUGGGUAUUGGUGAUACUAGUACAGAGGGCAUGGUGCACUAUGGUGAGGCAGGUGCUUCUAGUGUUGUCUCGGUGGUGACCGUGGAUGAUGUUGCAGAGCUAGUUUCCAGUAGGAGCCCAGCAGUCUCAGCCAUCAGUGAUGACAUGACGAGUGUCAAGAGUAGGCCAGAUGCUGACCACUCCAAUCAAACAACUGGCUACACACUAAGGAACAAUGAAUUUCAGGAGAAAGAGGCAACAGAGGACAAGCAUGUGAAAACAGAGGAGAACAAAACCAUGGAUGACAAGGUGCCUACAAGGAGCAUGUCACCACAGAUCACUCAUGUUUCUAAAUCACCAGUGCCAGACGAUAAGACCAAGAUAGAAGAUGAAGUAACUGUGGAGAUGGUGCUGGAAGAAGUGACAAGUAAUGCUGAGGAUCAUGUUACACGGGAGGUAGUUGCUGUGCAAUUGAACAUUAUUGCUAGUGAAAUUGAAUGGCCGUCAGUGAGUGACCAUGUGGCUCAAGAGUUACAGGCCGUGAGCGAAGCUGCAGUUGUUGACGAGAUCCGAGGAAGUACUGUAAUGGAAGACAUAAAAAAUGAUUUUAGUGACAGAACAACAGAGGCUGUUGAGCACCACAGUGACAGAGGUAGUUUUGUCUCAGGAGUUCUGGAGGUAACCGUGGAUGAUGGUGAGGAUCUAAUUUCGAGUAGGAGCACACCACAUGCCUCAGCCCGUGAUAGCGCCUCAAGUGUCGAGGGUACGCCGGUUUUUGACAACCCACACCAGGAAUACUGUAGCUGA